Messenger RNA from Gongylonema pulchrum, 353 nucleotides. The record is from the annotation of a GenBank genome assembly. NCBI's taxonomy places the organism in Eukaryota, Metazoa, Nematoda, Chromadorea, Rhabditida, Gongylonematidae.
AUGAUCUUGACUCCAAUGCUGUUUGAAAACAGUCUGUUUCAGCACCAAGGAGUCUCAUUUAUGCUGGCAGAUAUGGCAGCAAAUCUAGAACUAGCGCGUUUGGUCACUUACCGUGCCGCGCAUGAUAUUGACAGCGGUGAACGUUCCUCCUAUUAUGCUUCAAUUGCAAAGUGCUUCGCCGCCGAUACAGCCAAUGUUGCGGCCAGCAAUGCUGUACAAAUUUUUGGAGUAGAGAAGUUGAUGCGCGAUGCAAAAAUUUAUCAAAUUUACGAAGGUACAAGUCAAAUACAACGCGUGGUUAUUUCGCGACAUUUGCUUCAAAAAGUUGCAAACACCGGAAGUGCUUCUUGAUG